Messenger RNA from Sus scrofa (pig), 4095 nucleotides. Lineage: Eukaryota; Metazoa; Chordata; Mammalia; Artiodactyla; Suidae. The record is from RefSeq and is a predicted model, not a curated record.
GCAGAUGGGACCGGCCCGGCUUGCAGGGGCCCGGUCAGGUCUUCCGGCGCCGGCAUCACCGCCUGCCGAGGGGAUUUGGCGUCUGCCGCCCGGGCUUUUGCUUGGUCCGCGGGCCUCGGACGGGGAUUCGGAGAGCUUAUCUCUUGGCGGCUCUUCCCGCGCACGGAAAUUGCGGCGUACCUGCGGAGGGCGUACCUGCGCGUGAGGAGGAGGAAGGGCAAGAUCCAGCCUGAGUGACCCGCGCUCCGGCCUGUCCGCACAAGGUAAGGAUGGCGUGGUCUGGGCUUAAGCCUGGCCCAGAGAAGGCAUCAGUCGGCCUCUGCCCCUGUGCUCUGUAGACCGGGGAACUGGGGAGACCGGAGGGAAGAAGAGCUUCUCAGGCCCUGCCUUGGAGAAAUCCUCUGCUCGCCGUGGUUGGGGGUUAAGGGAUCAGACAAGCUCUGUACAGACCAAAGGUGGCUGAGAACUGACUCCCUGAAGGAGUGGAGUCAAAUUGCACUGAGGUUGAAGGAAGAGUUUAGGUUUGGGGCAGAAACGAAGAGAUGUAUGGCCUGUUGGGAGGUUUGUGGGGGAUACAAGAGGGGGAAAUUGUGGAAGAAAGAGGAGCUGGACCAGAGCUGCGAGUCUUUAGCUGGGCAGCUGCUGGGUGGAGUUAAACUAGAGGGCCGAAACAGCAAGAGAGUCCUGCUCAUCCUAAGCGUGUAGAAGAAACCAAACCAGCAACCAUUUCCGGGUCAGGAUGAAUGGAGCAGUUCCUUUGUAUUGGAACCAUGUACUGAGAUUCCAGUGAUGAGUAGGAUACAGUCCCUGACCUCAAGGAAUUGUCUGCCUAGUUGGAGAGAUGAGAUGAAUACCUGUGGAAAAAUACCUGAUAGUAUAGGUAGCUGUGGGCUGGUUACCAAGGGAAAGACAGAGCCAGCUUGAUCUCCGAGCAGUCCACGGACUGCUGCCCUGGGUUUGGGGGCAAAGAGACAAACAAGUAUACUUUGAAGAGAGCUUCCAGACUCGGAGGAGGUAAGAUAUGGUGUCGAGUUGGCGUGUUUAUGGGGACUGGAGACUUAACGUGUGGAAGGGGUGAGAGGGUGAUGGAAGAGUUGCCUCUGAAUAUCUGAAAGGCUCCUUUGUGGAAAGGGGGAGGGGGACUUAUUCCGCGUGGCUCUUGAUACCAAAAUUGAGAUGGUUUGAAGCACUGAGAGAUGGAUUCCUUCAAUAGGAGGAAUCACUGAGUAGAACUUUGAAAACACGGAAUGGCCUUCUGGGAGAGGUAGUGAAUUCCCUGUCAGGGGAGGUAUGUAAACCGAACCCUCUCCACUAAGAAAUUUGACUGUUCUCUGUCCUUCUGGGUCGAUAGCUUAGUCCCUGAUGAAGUUCUGGUGCUCAGGUUUGUUCUUUCCUUCCCACUCCCUCUGCCAGUCCUGUCACCAGUCCUGUCCUGUCGCCUGGCAUCAUCUCUCAGCAAUGACAAUGUCAUAAUUAUAGCAGCUAAUACUUUCUGUUUCCUAAUUGCCAGAAACUGCUUUAGGGGCUUUACCGAUGCUCACGGAUCCAGUCCUGGAGACAACCCUUUCAGAGUAGCUAUUGAUAAUAUCAUCUCUCCCCCUUUAAAAAAAUGUUUAGUGAAGUAUUUACAAGGUUAUGUCAACAUGUCCCUUUUUUAUAAUAGACUGGGGAGACUGAGGCACCUAGGGGUUAGGCAGCUUGCUCAGGAUCGCACAGUGAGCAGUUGGCCGAGCUAGGGUCCUUUUGUUUUUUGCUUUUUCUUUUAGGGCCGCACCUGCGGCAUAUGGAAGUUCCAGACUAGGGUUCGAAUUGGAGCUACAGCUCCAGCCUAUACCACAGCCACAGCAAUUCGAGAUCUGAGCCACAUCUGCGACCUACACCACAGCUCACAGCAACGCCGGGUCCUUAACCCACUGAGUGAGGCCAGGGAUUGAACCCACAUCCUCAUGGAUCCUAGUUGGGUUUGUUACCGCUGAGCUGCAACGGGAACUCCCAGAGCUGGGGUUCUAACCUGCUGCUCUUUGCUGCUAUUCUACUGUGUUUUGCUUGUGUUUUAUUUAAUUCUCACAAUGAUCCAAACUUACAGGUAAGGAAAUAGACUCCAAGAGAUUGAGUGAUUUGCUUUAGGUCACAGAGCAAGAUUCAAACCCAGGACCAUUGGACGUGAAAACCCUCACCUUCUGCAUUUCACUCUCCCAUAUCCCACUGGGCUCUGUCUCUAACUGUCACUGUGGUAACGGCCUCUAACUGGACUCCUUGCCCAGCCUUUCUGCCUUAAAUUGGCAAGAUUUUACUUCGGAGUCUGGAUAGCCCUGGAAACAUGUGAGAUUUGGUGUCUGUCUUUCCGCCAGGUUUUCAAGUCCAGUCUUCUUAGCUUUCACUGACUUCUCAGAGCUGCCUGUGACCCCAAAAUAGUGACAAGCCAUUCUCUGCCUGUCAGCCAGAGUUAAUUUUCGGAUGCACAGAUUCAGUCUUGGACAGUGAUGCACUGACUCUUCACUGCCCUAGGGACAGAGUCCAGAUGCCUUCAUCUGGUCAUUCAAGGUCCCAAGAAAUCAGAGUCCAGGCUUCCUUUUUUUCUUGCUCCCACCGGUAGUCUCAGCCCUACGGUAAGCUUGGCCUCCCUGCCUUUCCUCCAUCCUGGCAGCUUCUCAAGUGCAGGGACGGACAGGUGUUGCACAGGGAGCAUUUGCUGGAAACGGCAAUGAGUACCGUCCUGGAAUUCAAGCCUUGGCCGGUGUGUGGACUAGUCCUUUUGAUGCUCUCCCCCUCGCUGCUCCCGGGAGACUAAGGUUGUCUGCCAGUGGCUGCUGCCACAAAGCGGAGAAGGACUGUGGCGGCAGGGGCUGGGCCGGGCCUGGGAGGGGAACAGGUGACACUAGGGUCAUUCAGAAGGUGUCGGCAUUCUGCCCUGGCUCCUCUUGCAGGGUAGCCCCCCUGGGAGGGGGUGAAGCUCCCCGUCUGUAUUUGUGUUCCCGGCCCCAGCGUGGGCCACUGGCUACAAGAUGAACUGUCGCUCGGAGGUGCUGGAGGUGUCCGUGGAGGGGCGGCAGGUGGAGGAGGCCAUGCUGGCCGUGCUGCACACGGUGCUCCUGCACCGCAGCACAGGCAAGUUCCACUAUAAGAAGGAGGGCACCUACUCCAUCGGCACUGUGGGCACCCAGGAUGUCGACUGCGACUUCAUCGACUUCACCUACGUGCGCGUCUCCUCCGAGGAGCUGGACCGCGCUCUGCGCAAGGUGGUCGGAGAGUUCAGGGAUGCUCUGCGCAACUCCGGGGGCGAUGGGCUGGGGCAGAUGUCCCUGGAGUUUUAUCAGAAGAAGAAGUCUCGCUGGCCGUUCUCAGAUGAGUGCAUCCCCUGGGAAGUGUGGACAGUCAAGGUGCACGUGGUGGCCCUGGCUACGGAGCAGGAGCGGCAGAUCUGCCGGGAGAAGGUGGGCGAGAAGCUCUGCGAGAAGAUCAUCAACAUCGUGGAGGUGAUGAACCGGCACGAGUACCUGCCCAAGAUGCCCACGCAGUCCGAGGUGGACAACGUGUUCGACACGGGCCUGCGGGACGUGCAGCCCUACCUCUACAAGAUCUCCUUCCAGAUCACCGAUGCCCUGGGCUCCUCGGUCACCACCACCAUGCGCAGGCUCAUCAAAGACACCCUGGCCCUCUAGGCCUUGCCGGGGGCCUUGGGUGCUCCUCGAUGGCUUGUGGACUUAGGCUUCUGGGGAUGGUUCUCUUAGGCCCUUGGGGCCCUGGAACCUGCUCUGGGUCCUUGACGCGACUUGGAAGGUUGGCCCCUGGCUUCCUUGUUUGUGGUUGCCAGACUCUGGUCAUCCUCUUAACUUUCACUGGCAGUCAAGUCCGGCCUGCACCGUCUCUCCACACCCCUGGUGGGGUCCCCUUUCCUUCAUUGUACAGAGGAGCCAUCACUAGGAUGGUGAAUAAAGGUGAGAAUGUGAGUUUGGCUGGAGCCAUCUCUGCCUGGGCUGGUGUCGCCCUGAAACGUGAACACCUGGCAGACCUGUGACGACACAGGUGUGUGUUGAGGCCAUUGUUCCACGAUGCCGGGGUGGGAGGAUGGGAUUAAAGGUAGAUUAAAGCUGA